AAUGCAGAGAUUGGUUGGGUUUCUCGUGUCCGCGGCGCUGUUGAUUGGGUGCGCGCGUACCACCACCCUGUCGCUGGCCAGUGGCGAUCCGUGCGAGACGCCCCUAGGGCACCCGGGAACGUGUGAGGUCGUGCGGAAUUGUACCUUCGUGCAAAAGAUUCUUAACAGUCCCAACUUUACACAUCUCGACACGGAGUAUCUGGAGGAGCUCAAAUGUGGCGAGAUGAUGCACCCUACGCAAAAAAGGCCGAUCCCCUUGAUCUGCUGCCCGAGGUGGCAGAAUGUGCCCGAGUGUGGUCCGAUUCAGUUUAAGAACCGAAUCUGGGGCGGCGAAGAGACCGAGCUAGGCGACCACCCGUGGGCCGCCCUGCUGUUCUACAAUGUGGGCAAGAACCGGACCGUGCCAAAGUGUGGCGGAACGCUGGUUAGCGCAAGCUACGUGAUAACGGCGGCUCACUGCACCGUCGACCGGCCGAACUGGAAGCUGCUCUACGCAAGAUUCAGCGAGCUCAACACGAGCAGUACGCAAAACUGUACGACGAUCGAUGACAAGGAGGUCUGCCGGCAGGAUUACGACGUGGAGGCGAUCAUCCCGCACCCGCUGUACGAUAUGAAGAAUAUUUCCCGGCCAAACGACAUCUGCCUGCUGCGGCUGGCCCAGGACGUUACGUUCACCGAUUACGUUCGCCCGAUCUGCUUACCGUCCGAUCCCGAGAUCCGACAGAUGCCCUUCGUCGGCGAAGAGUUUACCGUCGUAGGAUGGGGCGAAACGGAAACAAGACGGGCAAGUGAUGUGCUCCUGCAGGUAGACCUUCCCGGUUUGAGGAACGACGACUGCAGCAUGGCUUAUGCGGUGGCCAACGUAACGCUAAGCGAUAAACAGCUUUGCGUCGGUGGUCUUAAUGGAACCGACUCGUGCCGAGGCGAUUCCGGUGGGCCACUGAUGAGACAGGUGCCCGGAGAUCGGUGGUAUUUGGUCGGAGUGGUUAGCUUCGGGGCUCGAUUCUGUGGCACCAAAAAUCUGCCCGGAGUGUACACCAGUGUGGUCAAAUAUUUAGAUUGGGUAGAAUCGGAGGUGUAUGAUGGACAAUAUUUGUGAUUGCUCUCGUCACAAGAGAUGAUUGUCUGCCGCCGAAAAAUGCCGAUCGAUCGAUCGAC
This is a messenger RNA of Anopheles cruzii, 1158 nucleotides long. Its product is annotated as CLIP domain-containing serine protease B15-like. The transcript is spliced from 4 exons. Gene Ontology annotation, biological process: proteolysis. The coding region runs from base 2 to 1099 and encodes 365 amino acids. The record is from RefSeq and is a predicted model, not a curated record. Gene Ontology annotation, molecular function: serine-type endopeptidase activity. Lineage: Eukaryota; Metazoa; Arthropoda; Insecta; Diptera; Culicidae.